Dentiscutata heterogama is the source of this 2189-nucleotide messenger RNA. NCBI's taxonomy places the organism in Eukaryota, Fungi, Glomeromycota, Glomeromycetes, Diversisporales, Gigasporaceae. The record is from the annotation of a GenBank genome assembly.
AAAAAUCUAUAGCUAAGUUAGAAGAUCCAAAAUCGAACAAAGCAUCUUCCACACCUUCAACGACCUCAAGGACCACACGACCACCAGUAACGGCAAAUACACCUGGCGAUAACAAUAAUGAGAACAUUGAUGUGUCAUUUAUUGAGGCUACUCUUAAAGGACUUGCCAAACACCUGAAAGGAAAAGAUAUCAAGAAGAUGGUACUUGGAAAGAAAUUUGAAAUAUCUCUUCUGUUAAGUCUUCAAACCAGGUCAGGUAGUAGCAUAGUUCCAGAUGUGAUGACGCAUUCUUAUUCAAGUCUUUGGUGCCGCAGAUGUUAUGUGUACGAUUGUAAACUUCAUGGCACCGACUUUAGACCAUCUGGAAACAAAAAACGCCCACGCCCCCCUAUUAGUAAAAACAAACCUUGCGGAGCGAAUUGCUAUCUUCAUUUGAAAGAGGACAGUCAAGAUUCAUAUAUGGCAGAUCGCUGGGAUGAUGUUGAAAUUGCGCUGUUUGAAAAGGCGGGAUAUCUUAUGGGAGUUAAGAAUUACUGCAGUGUAGCAACGAUAGUUAUGACUAAGACUUGUGAACAGAUUUUUCGUAGAUUUCAAUCAUUAGGAGAGACUGAUAAAGAUGAUGAACAUAUAGAAAUUGGCUCGUCAUCUGAUGAUGCGCGAAAAAAGGGCAAAAAAAUGGCAAAAAUGGAAAUUGAUGCAGAAAACCAUUCAGAAUAUCAUCCAUGUGAUCACCCUGGAAGACCUUGCGAUUCAGCAUGUCCCUGCAGGCAAGGAAACGUACCUUGUGAAAAGUAUUGUCAUUGUGAACUAGAUUGUCCACGACGCUUUCCAGGAUGUAACUGUACAGGUGCUGGGAAAUGUUGCAGCAACCGAACAUGCGUUUGUUUUGCCAAUUAUCGUGAAUGUGAUCCUGAUUUAUGCAGCUGUACAGCCUCAGAACCACUGACUGCACAAUUUAUGGGUAGACAAUCGUGUAAGAAUGUAGCUAUACAAAGAGCUUUGACAAAGCGCACAAUUGUUGGAAAGUCGACUGUGGCUGGUUGGGGUCUUUUCGUAAGAGAACAAGUCAAGAAAAAUGAGUAUUUGGGAGAAUACAUUGGGGAGGUGAUUUCACAAGCCGAAGCAGAUAGACGUGGAAAAAUAUACGAUAAAAGAGGCACUAGCUUUUUAUUCAAUUUGAAUAAAGAUUUUGUUGUAGACGCAACACGAAAGGGCAAUAAAUUUAGGUUUAUUAAUCAUUCUAAUGAUCCAAAUGCAUUUUGUCGUGUUACGCUAGUAAAUGGUGAACAUCGUAUAGGAAUUUACGCGAUGAGCGACCUUGAACCUGGUCAAGAAUUAUUUUUCGAUUAUAGGUAUAUUAUUACUAUUAUAUUAAUUACGUCCAAAGUACCUGAAAAUGACGACGUUCAGGUCGUUGAACUCCAAGUUCCGUCUUCAAGUGCCGAAUCCUCUGCGUCACCCACUCCAAGUCCCGCUUAUUCUAUACAAACUGAUAAUAACAAUGACAUAAUAGAGUCAGAGCCCAUGCUUGAACAUUUGAAGGAUGAAACUACUUCUACAGAUAAUAACGAAGCUGCGAAUAACGGUAAUACUAGAUUUUCUAUAUUUGGCUCGAUAAAGAAACAAACAACACCAGUAUCUUUGCCUAUUGUCACUGACGGAGUGUUCUCCAACCUGUCGGCUAAGCCUGACACGGAAGCUAAUAAGGAUGAUGAAAAUCCACCAUCAUACGAAACUGCUGCGGCUGACGCUACACCCCCAUACUGGGAAACGACUAUAAUUGCACCUGGACUAUGCGGGGAUGAAAUUCUCGUUGAAGGUUUACCCGUGGGAAACUUUUUCAGUUUCAUUUGGAAUAUGCUUGUAUCAAUGAGUUUCCAAUUUGUUGGAUUCUUAUUAACAUAUCUUUUACAUACUAAUCAUGCUGCCAAGAAUGGCUCCCGAGCUGGUUUGGGUAUCACAUUAGUACAAUAUGGUUUUUAUCUUCGCGGUAGGUCAUUUGAUGAUGACGGCGUGUAUUAUAAUUAUGAUGAGGCUGAUUUAAGUGACAAAGAAUUAGCACGUAGAGCAUGGCUAAGCUAUAUCCUUAUGUUCUUGGGUUGGUUUAUUGUUAUCCGAAGCGUUUCAGAUUAUAUCAGAGUUAAAAGAAUGGAAACAAUCAUGCGUACUACGCCAGAAGAGAGUGUAUAA